Molecule: messenger RNA, 2401 nt
Organism: Sorex araneus (European shrew)
Lineage: Eukaryota; Metazoa; Chordata; Mammalia; Eulipotyphla; Soricidae
Gene: YARS1
Product: tyrosyl-tRNA synthetase 1
Exons: 13
Coding region: 132-1718 (528 amino acids)
Biological process (GO): tyrosyl-tRNA aminoacylation
Molecular function (GO): tRNA binding; ATP binding; tyrosine-tRNA ligase activity
Source: RefSeq, a predicted model, not a curated record
CUAGCCGAGCGACGAGCCCAGCUGACGCAACUCUCGCGGACCCGCGUGACAGUUCCCGGCUGGCGGCGGCGGCGACUGAGGAGGGGGCGCGGGGGCCCGAGCUGAGCGCGAGAGACAGUGACGACGGAGCUAUGGGGGACGCCCCGAGUCCUGAGGAGAAGCUGCAUCUUAUCACGCGGAACCUACAGGAGGUUCUCGGAGAAGAGAAGCUGAAGGAGAUCCUGAAAGAGCGGGAACUAAAAAUUUACUGGGGAACAGCAACCACAGGCAAACCUCAUGUGGCUUACUUCGUGCCUAUGUCCAAGAUUGCAGACUUCCUGAAAGCAGGAUGUGAGGUAACAAUUCUGUUUGCGGACCUUCAUGCCUACCUGGAUAACAUGAAAGCCCCGUGGGAACUUCUAGAACUCCGAACCAGCUACUAUGAGAAUGUGAUCAAGGCAAUGCUGGAGAGCAUCGGUGUGCCCUUGGAGAAGCUGAAGUUUAUCAAAGGCACUGAUUACCAGCUCAGCAAAGAAUACACGCUAGAUGUGUAUAGACUCUCCUCUGUGGUCACGCAACACGAUGCCAAGAAAGCUGGAGCUGAAGUGGUGAAGCAGGUGGAGCACCCUCUGCUGAGUGGUCUGCUGUACCCCGGCCUCCAGGCCUUGGAUGAAGAGUAUUUGAAAGUUGAUGCCCAGUUUGGAGGCGUUGAUCAGAGGAAGAUUUUCACCUUUGCAGAAAAGUACCUCCCUGCACUUGGCUACUCAAAACGGGUCCAUCUAAUGAAUCCCAUGGUUCCAGGAUUAACUGGAAGCAAAAUGAGUUCUUCAGAAGAGGAGUCCAAGAUUGAUCUCCUUGAUCGGAAGGAGGAUGUGAAGAAAAAACUGAAGAAGGCCUUUUGUGAGCCAGGGAAUGUGGAGAACAAUGGGGUUCUGUCCUUCAUCAAGCACGUGCUCUUUCCCCUCAAGUCCGAGUUUGUGAUCCUUCGAGAUGAGAAAUGGGGUGGAAAUAAAACCUACACAGCUUACUUGGACCUGGAAAAGGACUUUGCUGCUGAGAUUGUCCACCCCGGGGACCUGAAGAAUUCCGUUGAAGUCGCCCUGAACAAGUUGCUGGAUCCCAUCCGAGAAAAGUUUAAUACUCCUGCCCUGAAGAAACUGUCCAGCGCCGCCUAUCCAGAACCCUCAAAGCAGAAGCCCGCUGCCAAAGGUCCUGCCAAGAAUUCAGAACCAGAGGAGGCCAUCCCGUCCCGGCUGGACAUCCGUGUGGGGAAAAUCCUGAGCGUGGAAAAGCACCCUGAUGCAGACAGCCUGUAUGUAGAGAAGAUUGAUGUGGGGGAGGCCGAGCCCCGGACGGUGGUAAGCGGCCUGGUGCAGUUUGUACCCCAGGAGCAGCUCCAGGACAGGCUGGUGGUGGUUCUCUGCAACCUGAAACCACAGAAGAUGAGAGGAGUGGAGUCCCAGGGCAUGCUUCUGUGCGCCUCUCUAGAAGGAGCGAGCCGUCUGGUUGAGCCUCUGGACCCUCCUGCAGGCUCUGCCCCCGGCGAGAGAGUGUUCGUGAAGGGCUAUGAGAAGGGCCAGCCCGACGAGGAGCUCAAGCCCAAGAAGAAAGUCUUUGAGAAGUUGCAGGCUGACUUUAAAAUUUCUGAGGAAUGCAUCGCACAGUGGAAGCAGAUCGACUUCAUGACCAAGCUGGGGUGCAUUUCCUGUAAAUCACUGAAAGGAGGGAACAUUAGCUAGCCAGCCAAGCACCACCUCCUCCCGGCAUCCCGAUCAUCUGUCAGCCGUCUCUUCCCCUCCCAGGACACUGAAGCAGGAACUUGGGGACUUUGUUGGGUGCAGAAUUUGGUGAGGGGCAGCUCACCUUCCCCAGAGCCAGGGCCAUGUGGUGUCCUGGGGGGCCGGGCAGGCCCCAGAAUCAGUUCUCUGUCUUCCUUUGGCAGGGGACUUGAAAAUCUGGUCUCAAUAGAACUCUUAGGAAAAAAGUUUGCCACAAGCCUCCUAAUGGGAAAAAUCUUGGUUUCCAGGUUUUUCCUAGAGUUGUUCCAGCAGCUGUGCCUCUGGCUGGGAUCUGGUGCCUGAGUUGGACUAAUUACAGCUUCUCCCCGACAGGAAAUUGUGGGAUUUGGAAAGGGAAGGGAAAACAGAAAAUCUAUGGUUUACCAAGUGGUUGGCAGCCUUUCCCAGGGCCUCCCAGCCCUGAGGCUUGGCACUGUGGAAAGGGCCUGCCUGAGGGGGCCUGUUACUUCCCUUGAUCCUGCUAGGCGGGGCGACUCCCGGAACCAGCUGUGCCCGGUUACCAUCGGAGGAGGGUGGGCGGCAGGACCUGGAGCUUUCCUCAGAGAGGGCGGGUACUUCUCCUAAAGGCUUCUCAGAAUCACAAACCAUUGCUCUCAUGAAUUCAAAUAAAAUGUCUGAACCAA